AUGCUAGAUGACUUUCGUCUUGAGUGGCUUUGUCGUCGAACAUGUCAAAUGUUAAAUAUUGAUAGAUCAAUAUUUAUCGAUAUGUUAGAACGAAAUAAUGGUUUUAAUGAAGAUCUAAUUGAUAAAUUUCUUACUAUGAAUACAGAUUUACAUGAAAGAUCAUAUGCAUUAAUAUUUCAUCGUGAAGAUUCAAAACGAGAUGUUUGGCAAAUGAUUGAGACUAUUGAUGAAGAAGAAUUAGAUGAUUUUGUUGAUGAUGAAAUCGAUCAACAAUUGAUUUUAAAUGUCAAUGAACCAAUUAAUAUAGAAACCGAGUAUUCAAUUGAUUAUGUUAUUAAUCAUGCACGUUUAUUAUCUGGUGAUACAAUUGAUUCUUCAUAUGAAUAUCUAAAAAAUAUUCAACGUCUUUUAGUUAUUAAUCAAUAUGAUAAUAAAAAUUAUUAUUUUGAAUUAAAAUCAUUUCAUCAAAUACAUCUUUAUUGUGAAUAUUAUCAUUAUUAUAAUUUAAUAAAAAAAACAUUUAUUUAUUUUAUUCGAACAGAUAUUAAACAAUAUUUAAUUCAAUCAUCAACAUUUGAUGAAAUGAAUUUAAUUAUGAAUGAAAAUAUAAUUUAUGGAAUUAUUCCUGAAGAACAACCACCACUUGUGUCACUUGUAGAAAUUUUAUCUUUUAUUUAUAAUCAUAUUUUACCAUCAAUAAAUGAACAAUCAUUAAAAAAUGGAUUAAUAUCUCCAUCAAUUGAAGAACCAUCUCAACGUGAUCAAUUGCAUUUAGGUUUAAAUCGUUUUCGUUUACAUAUUAAAUCAACUUUACGUCAAAUGCAAGGUGAAUUUAAUUUAACUAUUCCAAAUAAAAAUUUCUUAAUUAAUGGAGAUGAAACAGAUGAAGAAUAUAUUGAAAAUCUUGAAUAUCUUGUUUAUAAUUGGGAAAGAAUAUUACAUGAAGAAAUGAAUAAUGAAUUAAAUAAACGAGUAUUAAAUUCAAGUCCACUUGCUGAAUUAGAAUUUUGGCAUGAACGAUCUAUUCGAAUAACAUCAAUUUUAGAACAAAUGAAAAAAGAUGAUGUCAUGAAAAUUAUUCAUAUUUUAAAAGGUAUUGAUAGUCCUUCAUUAUCAGGAUUUAAUAAUAUAAAAUUACAACUUCAAAGUUAUCUAUUAGAAGCAACAGAUAAUUAUAAAUUUUUAUUAACAAUUGAAAGACAUUUAAAAACUUUACAAAUGACUAAAUCAUUUCAAACUAUUAUCAAUAUGUUACCUAAUUUAAUGCAAGGUUUAAAAACAAUAUGGACAAUGUCAAAAUAUUAUAAUAAAGAUGAACGUUUUGUUCCAUUAAUGGAAAAAAUUGCUAAUGAAAUUGUUAACCGUGUACGACAAACAAUUGAUAUAAAAAUUCUACUUUCAUCAUAUACAUUAAAUGAAGCGAAAAAUCUUUGUUAUCAAGCAAAACAAUUAUUAUUACAAUGGAAAAUUGAAUAUCAAAAUACUCGAAAUAAACUAGAAAAUGAUAAACGUCGUUUUUUAACAUGGAAUUUUGAACAUCGUAUACUUUUUGAUAAAACAGAUUAUAUGUCACAAAUAUGUGAUGAUUUAAUUCAAAUGUUAUCAAAUUUAAAUGAAUUUUAUGAUAUAUUUGGAUUAGAAAUGAAAAUUGUAACAGGUGAUGAACAAAUGGUUGAUCGUGUACUUGAACAUGUAUCUAAUUUAAAAAAUAAUUUUCUUUCAUGUCAUUUUGAUAUAUUUAAUCGUGAAAAUUCUCAACAAUGGUAUGAAUUUAUUGAAGAAUUUAAAUAUCGUUCAUCAAUUAUUGAACAAGAAGCAAAAAUUUUUAUACAUACUUCAUUUACUCAACUUCGUUCAUCUGAAACUGCAUUUGAUAUGCUUAUUAGAUUUCAAAAAAUUGAUACAACUCAUGUUUUAGCAUAUGAAAUGAUUCAACAAUUUACUGCUAUUCUUUUACAAUAUUGUAAAGAAAUUGAUGGAAUUUAUGAUCUUUUUAUUAAAUAUAAAGAUAAUCCACCCAUAUUUAAAGAUAAAGGAAAUUUGUUCCAUUCACAGUCAUAA
Messenger RNA from Rotaria sordida, 2061 nucleotides. NCBI's taxonomy places the organism in Eukaryota, Metazoa, Rotifera, Eurotatoria, Philodinida, Philodinidae. The record is from the annotation of a GenBank genome assembly.